CUCUAUCCAUUUCGCCGACAGCCCACACAUAAUCUCUCUUACACAAUUUCCUUCUCUCUCUCACUUAAAUGUAAAAUCCUUGAGACACUCAUUCAUCUCCACUCAUUUUCAUAUCUCUCUGCAAAAAAUUUCUGACUCUGAUAACCUUCACAAAAAAUCUAUGGUACAUUCAAAGAAAUUCAGAGGUGUCAGGCAACGACAGUGGGGCUCCUGGGUCUCAGAAAUUCGCCACCCUUUACUGAAGCGGAGGAUAUGGCUAGGCACAUUUGAAACAGCUGAGGCAGCAGCAAGAGCUUACGAUCAAGCAGCUAUAUUAAUGAAUGGUCAGAAAGCAAAAACCAAUUUCCCUAGAGAUGAUGAUAAUGAUCAUCAUCAUGAUUACAGCAGCAGUAAUGAUCAGUCUCCAUUGCCGCCCAAGGCUCUUUCUGAGAUGCUUGAUACCAAGCUCCGCAAGUGUUGUAAAGACGCUUCUCCUGCUUCACUCACUUGUUUAAGGCUCGACGACGACAGCUCUCGCAUUGGAGUGUGGCAAAAAGGAGCUGGGUCUGAUUCAAGAUCGAACUGGGUCAUGAAGGUGGAGCUUGGAAACAAGAAAACGCAGGUGAUAGAGGACGGAUCGUCACUGUCAUCGUCGUUGCCGGCACUUGGGAUGGAACCUGGAAAAGGGACGUCGGAUGAAGAGGACAGAAUUGCAAUUCAAAUGAUAGAAGAAUUACUUAAUUGGAAUUGACCUGAAAGGAUCUCUAAACUCAUUAUCUUUAGGGCAUUAUAUGUAAAACGGUUAUAUAAUAACCUUUGAUUACGUGGAUUUUAUAUAAAUCCCACUAUAAUCAUCGAUUAACAUAUAACUAUUAAAUACAAUCGAUUGUAUAGAAUAAUUUGUCCAUCUUCAGGUAGGUUAACGUCCUCAAGAUAAGACAAGUAUAGCCUGCAGCUCUAUGAGUUUACCUACUGUACAUAUAUGAUCUUCUUCCUCAAUUUACCUUACAUAGCUUG
This is a messenger RNA of Manihot esculenta (cassava), 996 nucleotides long. Its product is annotated as ethylene-responsive transcription factor SHINE 2. The record is from RefSeq and is a predicted model, not a curated record. Gene Ontology annotation, molecular function: DNA-binding transcription factor activity; DNA binding. The transcript has 2 exons. Lineage: Eukaryota; Viridiplantae; Streptophyta; Magnoliopsida; Malpighiales; Euphorbiaceae. Gene Ontology annotation, biological process: regulation of DNA-templated transcription. The coding region runs from base 161 to 730 and encodes 189 amino acids.